Molecule: messenger RNA, 1575 nt
Organism: Hydractinia symbiolongicarpus
Lineage: Eukaryota; Metazoa; Cnidaria; Hydrozoa; Anthoathecata; Hydractiniidae
Product: glycogenin-1-like
Exons: 1
Coding region: 38-1108 (356 amino acids)
Cellular component (GO): cytoplasm
Molecular function (GO): glycosyltransferase activity
Source: RefSeq, a predicted model, not a curated record
AUUUUUUUUUUGACUGUAUUUUCAGGAAAAAUACAAAAUGAUUGCUGUUAGAAUAAAACAUUUGACUUCGCAUUUGGUGUUUCAAAUAGCUUUUAUUAUUUUGUUAUUCUUCGCUUUAUUCCGCGUGUUUUCACCUUUGCUAUUUCAAUACUUAAUAUCAUAUUCAAAAUUAAUUGUUGGAAUGGCAUAUGAAGACACAGAACGGUAUAAGAAAGCUGACCACUUAGCUUGGCAAUCCGAAUAUAAACUUCAUGAAAUGGAGAUGAUGUUUAACCAGGAGUGGUGUAAGAGUCAACAUGUAAAUAAAAAAACAGCGUGGUUGACAGCUAUGAUGAAUGAUAAUUAUGCUGUUGGUGCAGUGUAUUUAGGUUACGUCUUAAAGAAACUAUCAUGCCACCACAAAAUGAUUGCAUUAGUUUCAAAUACAGUAACAGAAAUAUCACAAGAAGCCUUACGUAAAGUUGGGUAUGAAGUAAAACUUGUGGAGCCACUUGACUGUAAUUGGAUGGAUCGUAGAAAAGGUUGGAAGCCACGUAACUUGGGUUUGCCUGGUACUCACAUGCGUUUUCAUGCUUGGAAUUAUACACAGUAUGAGAAAAUCGUGUAUUUAGAUCCUGAUAUUAUGCCACUGACUAACAUUGAUGAGCUGUUUACAUUAAAAGGAGAAUUGGCUGCUGGUUAUUGUGCACGUCCAGGGAUUAUUGAUCCUUGCUUUAAUGCUGGACUUUUAAUGUUUGAACCAUCAAGUAAAAGUUACCAAGAGAUCAUGGAUAUGUGGUCUGAUUUAUCAAAGGGUAAAAAUUGCCCAAACGAUCAGGUUUUAUUGUGGCAUUAUUACGCUGACAGAGGUCGAUGGGUGCCUUUGCCAUAUGCAUACAAUGUUCGCCGAUAUUUGUAUCACCCUCUAAAAGUUUAUCAUUUUGCAUGUUGUUUAACUAAGAAACCGUGGAAAGUAGAUGAUAAACCAACAAGAAAGGUAACCAUAGAUUUUAAAGGUCCUCUCACUGAACCAAUGCAUCUUGUUAUAUUGUGGUGGAGAUCUUUCUUUGAAGCAUUAGAUGAGUAUCAGUUGCAUGAUUGGUACAACAAAGUCAAAGACACCAUUUAAAUUCUUUGUAUUUUUAUUGUUUCUUUUAUAUUUCUUUUUAUCCUUUUUCUUGUUUGUAAAAACAAAUUCAUAAAGCCUAUCUUUUGUGUCCGUGAUAUGUGAUUUUUUGCCUUUUUAGUAAAUUGUGAAGGGAUUCUCAAAAAUAAUAAGUAAAGAGUUGAGAUUACCAGUUGAAAAGAAAUGCAAUGACUGGUAGCUACACACAAUAUUUAACUUGUGUGAAAAAAUUAUAAAUCAUGUAAAUAUACAGUUGAUAUAAAUAUUUUAAUGAUGGAAUUUUACAUGAAAUGUUUUUCUAUAACUUAUUGUAAACAGAGGAAAGGAGAAGUUGAUUUUAGCAGAUUUUUAGUUGAGGAAACAUUUUAAAUUUUACUUAGGUCACCUCUUCUGAAAAAGCCUGUAUGUAUUUUUCUGCAUACUCUUUUUGAGCAAACGUGAGAAAUUUAGUAACACAUGCUGCAAAGGUA